AUGGGCUCCCAACAACGCGUGACAAUGCCGUCCAGCUGGGCCGGCAGCGGGCCACGAGACUCAUCGGACAGCAGAGCCAGCAUAACAUGGAACCAGGACAGCGGGCAUCAUCACAGCCAAGACCAUCUCCGACCAGACGACGCAGAAUAUGGAGACGGGCACCAGAACUUACGGAGACGGAGGUCGUCAUUGGCUGAACGAGUACAUGCUUUGCGGUCAGCAGGCGGGCCGAACUCGUUCGACAACUUUGCACGAUCAUGGCAGAGAGCGGCUGGUUUCUUCGAGGUAGUGCCUGUGAGGCAUAGCUUUCGAGUGCCAGAGGAGGAUGAGGAGGAUGAGGAGGAGGAAGGAGAACAGACGCCAUAUCAGAGAGGGAGCAUAGAUUCGUCGCCUAUGGCUCAGAGAUCUCUACUGAGGGAGCAGCUUGCGAAGGGAGAGAGUAGAGCACCGGAUGAUGCGCUUGAAGAGGAGGAGGAGGAGGAGGAGGAGGAGGAGGAAGAUACAACACCGGUACCGGGAAGGUCGCCAUCUCACGAACCUGCUAGAGCCAGCGAGCAGUCGCCUCUGCUACGAGAACGGCUUUCGAGACCGCGGGGCGACAGCAUCCUCGCGAUUGAACCCCAGCUUGCCUCGCCGUUUGGCGGCUCAUAUGGCAGCACAUGGAGCUCUCUUACUUCUCGAGUCAACGAACCCUCUAUGCGGCACGCAGGACGACUGUUUCGCCAGCAGCAGAUGACCGGCACUUCGGAACCGGACAAGGAACGGGAACCUCUGCUCGUGAAGCAAAUACAAGAAAGUGACGGUCAAGUCGUGAACGUGGUAGUCGGCCAAUCCACCCUGCCACAGACCAUCUUCAACUCCGUCAACGUUUUGAUCGGCGUCGGCCUCCUUGCCCUUCCACUGGCAAUGCGCUACGCUGGCUGGAUCCCAGGACUACUCUUCUUCACCUUCUCCGCCAUCUCCACUUCUUACACCGCCAAGAUCCUCGCCAAAUGCGCCGACGUCGACAACAGCAUCAUCACCUUCGCCGACCUCGCCUACGUCUCCUUCGGCCACUCCGCCCGCAUCGUAACUUCCAUCCUCUUCACAGUCGAGCUCCUGGGCGCCUGCGUGGCCCUGGUCGUCCUUUUCGCCGACUCCCUCGAUGCUCUCGUACCCGGCUACGGCGUUGUCGCCUGGAAGGUCGUCUGCGGCAUCCUCCUUACUCCCUUAUCCUUCGUGCCGCUCCGCCUCCUCUCUUUCACCAGCAUCCUCGGCAUCCUCUCUUGCUUCGGCAUCGUCCUAUCUGUCUUCGUCGACGGUCUGCUCAAACCCCACUCUCCUGGCUCCCUCCGCGAACCAGCAACCACCUACUUCUUCCCCGCCAACUGGGCCACCCUCCCCAUCGCCUUCGGCCUGCUAAUGAGUCCCUGGGGCGGCCACAGCGUCUUCCCAAACAUCUACCGCGACAUGCGCCACCCCUACAAAUACCGCAAAGCCGUCAACGUCACCUACGCCUUCACCUUCCUCCUGGACGUGCUGAUGGCCGUCGUCGGACUCCUAAUGUUCGGCGACACCGUGCGGGACGAAGUCACCAAGAACGUCGUCACCACCCACGGCUACCCGAAAUGGAUCUCCGUCUUCGUCGUCGUCUGUAUCGCCAUCAUCCCCCUCACCAAAGUCCCGCUCAACGCCCGCCCGAUUGUGAGUACCCUCGAACUUGCCCUCGGCCUCGACGCCCGCGCCAUGGCCGCCACGGAACCCAUGACCGGCCUCUCGGGCCUGACGCGGGGGAUCAUGAAAAUCGCCGUGCGAAUCGUCUGCGUGGCCGUCUUCGUCAUCCUCGCCAUUCUGGUACCGGAUUUCGACCGCAUCAUGUCGCUCAUGGGCGCAGUGGCGUGUUUUACGAUUUGUAUUAUUCUGCCUUGUGGGUUCCAUUUGAAGCUUUUUGGCAAGGAGAUGGGAAGGUGGCAGAAGGGGGUGGAUUGGGGGUUGAUUGUCGUUUCGACGGUGUUGGCGUUGGUUAGUACGGCGUUUAAUUGUAUACCGAGGGAGCGGUUGGGGUUUUAG
Messenger RNA from Saxophila tyrrhenica, 2049 nucleotides. RefSeq lists its product as uncharacterized. The transcript has a single exon. Gene Ontology annotation, cellular component: fungal-type vacuole membrane. Gene Ontology annotation, molecular function: L-glutamine transmembrane transporter activity. The coding region runs from base 1 to 2049 and encodes 682 amino acids. The record is from RefSeq and is a predicted model, not a curated record. Gene Ontology annotation, biological process: proline transport; amino acid transmembrane transport. NCBI's taxonomy places the organism in Eukaryota, Fungi, Ascomycota, Dothideomycetes, Mycosphaerellales, Extremaceae.